Molecule: messenger RNA, 659 nt
Organism: Trametes versicolor FP-101664 SS1
Lineage: Eukaryota; Fungi; Basidiomycota; Agaricomycetes; Polyporales; Polyporaceae
Exons: 7
Coding region: 59-346 (95 amino acids)
Source: RefSeq, a predicted model, not a curated record
ACCGUCCCUCGCCCCCGCCGCCAAUCCGCAUCCACCCCGUCCGCCAACCGAUUUCACCAUGCGUGUCCAAUUCUCUCUCCUCGCCGUCGCCCUCUUUGCCGGCCUCGCUGCCGCCGCACCCGUUGACUCCGCAGACCUCGUCGCGCGCGGCGGCCCUGGUGGUGGCAGAUAUGCGGACUGGAAACGCAGUGGUCCCGGAGGAGGAUCCACCCCGGACUACAAGCGUGCCGAGAUUGUUGAGCGCGGUCGUCCCGGCGGAGGUAACGGCCCAGAGUACAAGCGUGCUGUAAACGAUGCCCGUAGUUGUCCUAAUGGAUCCGCUGGUUGCGGUGAAGGUCCUCUAUAGUUUCGGACUGAGGUUACGAGAGCCGUGUCAGUCCUCCAUUGAGUCGAGGACGAGAGCGUAGCUGUGUUCCACACAUGGCUUCUAUCAGUGCUGGCUCGUUUCGCCUGGGUGCAUACUAGCUUAUACCUUCCAUGGUCCUCCGGCUUACUCUGCGCGCGGACGACUUCAUGUUGUUUGUUGGGACCGUGUCGCGUCCACUCCUUGUUAUUGUUUUUAUUCUGGUCGAAUAACCUACGUUCUGUAUUAUACCUGUACGACUGCCCUCCGCCGAAAACGAAUCCGGAUGAAAUACGGAUUGGCUUCUUACGGUUCC